AUGGCGUUAGAAUGGGUUGUCCUCGGCUACGCCGCCGCGGCAGAAGCAGUCAUGGUCCUUCUGCUGACCAUUCCUGGCCUUGGCCCGCUCCGAAAGGGCUUAGUCGCCGUCAUCCGUAACCUCCUCAAACCGUUCCUCUCGAUCGUCCCCUUUUGCCUCUUUCUAUUCAUGGAUAUCUACUGGAAAUACGAGCAUCGACCCAACUGUGAGGCGGAAUCGUGUACCCCAACGGAGCACUUGCGUCACCAGAAAUCCAUCAUGAAGAGCCAGCGCAACAUGUUGUUGAUCGUUAGCGCUUUGGUUUUCUAUUGGCUGUUGUUUUCCGUGACGCACUUGGUUAUUAAGAUCGAUCAGUUAAAUAACAGGGUCGAGAAGUUGAAGAACCAGUAA
Messenger RNA from Lactuca virosa, 390 nucleotides. The record is from the annotation of a GenBank genome assembly. NCBI's taxonomy places the organism in Eukaryota, Viridiplantae, Streptophyta, Magnoliopsida, Asterales, Asteraceae.